GGGGAAACCAUUGGCUGCUGAUGUGCAGUCAGCCAGUCAUGGGCUCAGAACCACUCACGGGAAAUCCUGAGACUUGGUGCUGGUGGAGUAACCCGGAUCUGAGGUCCAGGAUUCAAAUCUCUGUACACGAAAACUAAUUAUAGAGGCAAAGGGAAGUUCUUGCCCCUCUUUUGAAACAAAUAGUUUUUGAUGCUGUGUCCAUGGGCAGCUCAGAGAGAUAAGCAGCAGCCAUAAAAUCAUCACCUGAGAGUCAGAAGAAACAGAAACUGCAGAAGGUCUGGUUCCUGCUCACCCUGGUGACUCCGUGCUGUGUUUUUGCUUAUGGAGCCUCCAGCUUCUCUGCACUUCAGCCAGGCGACCUCCCUGCUCCUCCCCAUCCUCAGCCUGCUUGUGCUGGUCUCAGCUCAAUUUACAGUCAUGGGGCCGGCUGGUCCAAUCUUGGCCAUGGUUGGAGAAAACACCACAUUACCCUGCCACCUGUCACCUGAGAAAAAUGCUGAGAACAUGGAGAUUCGGUGGUAUCGGUCUCAGUUCUCCCCUGCAGUUCUACUGUAUAAGGGCAGGAGAGAGAGGACAGAAGAACAGAUGGAGGAGUACCAAGGAAGAACCACCUUUCUGAGUGAAGCCAUCAGCCAGGGGAAGGUGGGACUCAUUAUCCAUAAUGUCACAGCACACGAGAAUGGCAUGUACUGCUGUUACUUCCAGGAGGGCAGGUCCUACGACAAGGCCAUUUUGCACCUCAGAGUGGCACGCCUGGGUUCUAAGCCCCUCAUUGAAAUGAAGGGCUAUGAGGAUGGGGGCCUCCGGCUAGAGUGCACAUCUUCAGGGUGGUAUCCAGAGCCCCAUCCAGUGUGGAGGGAUCCUUGUGGUAAGGUCACUUCUGCCUUGGAGAAAGCCUGCACUGUGGACAAAGAUGGCCUCUUCACAGUCACCAUGGUUGUGAUUAUCAGAGACUCCUGGGUGAGGAACAUGACCUGCUCCAUCAGUAACACUCUGCUCGGCCAGGAGGUAGAAACUGUGAUUUUCAUCCCAGAAUCCUUCACACCCAGCCUGUCUCCCUGGAUAGCGGCUCUGGCUGUCAUCCUAGCUAUUCUGAUGCUUUUCACGUUUGGGAUCAUGUGUCUCAUCAAGAAAUUCCAUGGAGGAAAAAAGAGUCUGUCAGAAGAAAAAGAUACUGAAUAUGAAGAAAGAGAAAUUACACAGCAACUUCAAGAACUGCGAUGGAGAAGAACCCUCCUACAUGCUGCCGAUGUGGUUCUGGAUCCAGACACAGCUCAUCCAGAGCUCUUCCUGUCAGAAGAUGGGAGAAGUGUGCGACGGGGCCCCUCCCGGCAGAGCCUGCCCAACAAUCCAGAGAGGUUCGACUGCAGGCCCUGUGUCCUGGGCAGGGAGAGAUUCUCCUCAGGGAGACACUAUUGGGAGGUAGAGGUGGAGGAUGUGAUGGUGUGGGCCAUUGGGGUUUGUAGGGACAGCACUGAGAGGAAAGGGGAGGCUCUGCUGCUUCCCCAGAAUGGCUUCUGGACCCUGGAGAUGUUUGGAAACCAGUAUCGGGCCCUGUCCUCCCCUGAGAGGAUUCUUCCCAUGAAAGAGCGCCUUUGCCGCGUGGCCGUUUUCCUAGACUAUGAAGCUGGAGAUGUUUCCUUCUACAACAUGAGAGACAGGUCACACAUCUAUACAUGUCCCCUCUCAACCUUCUCUGGGCCCCUAAGGCCCUUUUUUAGACUGGGUUCUGAUGAUAGUGCCCUCUUCAUCUGCCCAGUGUUCACAGGGGCCCAGGGAGUCAUGGUGCCUGAGGAUGGCCUGAUCCUACACAGGCCAAGGACCUGCUACCCUCUGCAGGGCCAAUUUUCUGAUCUCCCAGCCAUUUAGGAAGCCGUGGCCUUCUUCUCCACUACCAUGGCACUGCGCUAUCUGAUGCAAACAGGCCCUUCCUUCUCGUCACAGGAGAGAGCAUCUUCCUGCUGCUUCACACCCAGUUCAGGCCCAGGCCCAGUUCCCUCCCUCUUCAAGCUGUGGCUUUAGUAGCUGAGGCGCUGGGAAGUAUGGGGCAGGCACAGUCUUCUUAGGGAACUGUCGCUGUUACACACCUUGCAGCUGGGAAGGAUGCAAGAGGGCAAUGGGCAGAAGUACGGCUGCUUUCAUACCACAGCCAACUACUACACUGUGAACAUGGGUGAGGGCAGUGGGAUGCACGAGGAUGUAAGGGGCAGGAAGGAACCACAGAACCUCUGAUGUGGAAGACAAAGACAGUGACACACAGAAAUGGGCUAGAGAACUGAAAGGAGGCAGAGCUUACAGUUAGGGGGUCUCUGGAGCUGACCAUCCAUUUUCACCCAAACCCCAAGAUUUCUAGACCACAUAACUGUGGGCCCAGACCUGGGAUACAACAUCAAAGGACAAAAAGUACCUAGAAACAGGUGUGGUGGUGCAAGCUGUAAUCUCAGCAUUCAGAAGGCUGAUGC
Messenger RNA from Fukomys damarensis (Damara mole-rat), 2462 nucleotides. RefSeq names its product butyrophilin subfamily 2 member A2. Gene Ontology annotation, cellular component: external side of plasma membrane. Bases 322 to 1869 code for a protein of 515 amino acids. NCBI's taxonomy places the organism in Eukaryota, Metazoa, Chordata, Mammalia, Rodentia, Bathyergidae. Gene Ontology annotation, molecular function: signaling receptor binding. The record is from RefSeq and is a predicted model, not a curated record. Gene Ontology annotation, biological process: regulation of cytokine production; T cell receptor signaling pathway. The transcript is spliced from 8 exons.